Aplysia californica (California sea hare) is the source of this 1322-nucleotide messenger RNA. RefSeq names its product octopamine receptor (gene Apoa). NCBI's taxonomy places the organism in Eukaryota, Metazoa, Mollusca, Gastropoda, Aplysiida, Aplysiidae. The record is from RefSeq and is marked provisional. Gene Ontology annotation, cellular component: membrane. Gene Ontology annotation, biological process: adenylate cyclase-activating adrenergic receptor signaling pathway. Gene Ontology annotation, molecular function: G protein-coupled receptor activity.
CACCCACGACAUGCGCCCAUUCCCCGCACGCCACAACCUGUCCCACACCGGAAACUUCUCCCUCUCUGACUUCGACCUUGACCUCGAUGACCCGGAAGUGAACCCCUGGGCGGCUGUGGCCCUGGUGCUCCGUGGCAUGGCAAUGGCGGCCAUCAUGUGGUGUGCUAUUUUUGUCGUCAUCAGUGUGCUACGUUUUGAGAGACUCCGCGCUAUCACCAACUUCUUCAUUGUCUCCCUGGCUUUCGCAGACCUGCUAGUGGCCAUCUUGGUCAUGCCAUUUAGCGCCAGCAUGGAGAUCUCAGGCAAGUGGGUGUUUGGCCGUACUAUGUGUGACAUAUUCAACGCCAACGACGUGUUGUUCAGCACCGCCUCCAUCAUCCACCUGUGCUGCAUCAGCAUGGACCGAUACAUCGCCAUCCUCCACCCGCUCCAGUACGAGAGCAAGAUGACUCGGCCACGUGCGCUGCUCAUGCUGGGGGUCACGUGGGUGGCCUCGGUGCUCAUCUCCUACAUCCCCGUGUACUCACAGCUCUACACCACUCGCCAGAACGUGCAGGCACUGCUCACAGACCCGGACUCCUGCCCCUUCAUCGUCAACAAGGUAUACGCCGGUGUAUCAUCCUCCGUCAGUUUCUGGAUCCCGUGCACCAUCAUGAUCUUCGUCUAUAUCCGCAUCUUCCUGGAGGCGAGGAAGCAGGAGAAGCUGAUCCAGUCGUCCACCUUGUACAUGCACUACUCAGCGGCGCGCGGGGACCAGGGACUGGCGCCAGAACCAGACGCCCAGCGGUCAGAGCGACGCCGAAUGAAGAGAGAACACAAGGCGGCCAAAACCCUGGGGAUCAUCAUGGGCGCAUUCAUCCUCUGCUUCCUUCCUUUCUUCUCCUGGUACGUGGCCACCACCAUGUGCCGUGACUCCUGCCCCUACCCGCCCCUCCUCGGCUCCGCCCUCUUCUGGGUGGGCUACUUCAACUCGUGCCUCAACCCCGUCAUUUACGCCUAUUUCAACCGAGAGUUCCGCACGGCCUUCAAGAAGUUGCUGCGGCUAGAUCGCGUGCCAUGUGAGGUACCCUAUGACGCCACAACACGCGCACUCAACGCCACGUAUGGCAACACUCACCCACAGUACAGGGGCUCUGCCAGUACCGCCCUACGACUGUCAGAGGGCGCCGCGGUGCGAGACUAGCACGUGUCUGACACACGUAUGUUGUACAGUCUGACACAUGUCUGUCAUACAACUGACACACAACGGACGCACAACUGUCACAUAGCCUGACACGUAACAAACGGCUACGACAAAAGCUAUGCCAUAUGACUGUCAGACG